Messenger RNA from Phyllostomus hastatus (greater spear-nosed bat), 687 nucleotides. RefSeq names its product soma ferritin-like. Gene Ontology annotation, biological process: intracellular iron ion homeostasis; iron ion transport. Bases 1 to 546 code for a protein of 181 amino acids. The record is from RefSeq and is a predicted model, not a curated record. Gene Ontology annotation, molecular function: ferrous iron binding; ferric iron binding. The transcript is spliced from 5 exons. Gene Ontology annotation, cellular component: cytoplasm. Lineage: Eukaryota; Metazoa; Chordata; Mammalia; Chiroptera; Phyllostomidae.
AUGGGGCUGCUCUCCACAGCCUCGGAAGCUGGGAGGGGCACAUUCUACGCCUCACCCGGUGAUCCUCAGCUUCUGUUCUUCACUUACCUCCCCGAACCUCUGCUCCUCACCUGUAAAGCACAGGCCUGCUAUUACAAUGAAGACACGGGAGCACCUCUCUUUGCCGCAUUCUUCGAAGACCAAGCUGAGGUGAAGAGGGAACAUGGGAAGCAAUUCCUAAGAUAUCUAAGAAGACGUGAGUGUAAAAUCUGCCUUCCGGUGAUUAAGAGGCCUGAUAUAGAUAACUGGGCAACUGGCGUAAAGGCUCUAGAGUCUGCUCUGGAGAUGGAGAAAGAGUUAACCAAGCUUCUGCAAGACCUGAAGAAUAAUGCUUAUGAGAAGAGUGAGAAGGAACUUGUACGCUUCCUGGGAAAGUACCUGGAUAAACAGAAGAGGAACACAAGCUAUCUGGAACACCAGAUUGUAUAUCAUAAGCAUGAAGAAAAGAAGGCCCAGCAGAAAGAAGACCCAUUUAAAAAGCCAGCUGAAGUGUCAGGUAAAGACUAACAUCUGAAGGCAACAAAGCAAGUCUUCCCACUGCAGUAGAUCCCCAAAUCAGCUACUUAAGAAUCUUAAUCUUCUCCAUUGGGCAGAAGACUGCUUUUCUUCAUUGUUGUGUAUACAAAUAAAUCUGUUUUUGCAUUAUAA